GUUUGACAUGCGUACUGUGCGUGUGGACUUUGUGGAGUGUCUGAUGCGUUUCCUCCCCACUGAGGGCGAGGUGAAGAUGCUACGGCAGUACGAGAGGGACAGAAAGCCUGUGGACACACUGAGCGAUGAGGACCGCUUCAUGUUGCAGUUCAGCCGCAUAGAGAGACUGGCCCAACGCAUGUCCAUCAUCACCUUCAUGGGCAACUUCCAGGACAACAUACAGAUGCUCACACCGCAACUCCACGCAAUCAUCGCUGCUUCUGUGUCCAUCAAGUCCUCCCAGAAACUCAAGAAGAUUCUAGAG
Messenger RNA from Oncorhynchus masou masou (cherry salmon), 304 nucleotides. RefSeq names its product formin-like protein 2. The transcript has 2 exons. The annotation marks the transcript as partial. NCBI's taxonomy places the organism in Eukaryota, Metazoa, Chordata, Actinopteri, Salmoniformes, Salmonidae. Gene Ontology annotation, cellular component: cytosol. Gene Ontology annotation, biological process: cell migration; cortical actin cytoskeleton organization; regulation of cell shape. The record is from RefSeq and is a predicted model, not a curated record. Gene Ontology annotation, molecular function: actin filament binding.